AUGCACAGCAAUGGACGAGCCCAAGACGAGCCCGAGGACGACGUGUUUGCUGAAGGCUCGAAAUUCGUGUCGCUGAACAAUGUGUCGAUCACGGGUGGUACUAAGCGCCAGACCCGUGCGAGGAAACCUAAAGAAGUGCGGAAGGGGAAGCGUUCUACUUUCGUCCGCACGGGCAAGAAAGGCCGCGCUGAUGCACUUGGUGAUGGCGGUUGUGGAGCAGACACAUACACUCAAGAGAAUGGUCAACAUGCACAUAACGCCUCCUUUCCAGCUGCAGCCGCCACUAUCACUCCCUCCUCCGCCUAUGUCAACGCAGCGGCGGCGACUCAUCAGCUCGCCGCCACUCAGUCAGUCCCUGGCCUGCCCUCAGCCUCUGCCUCCCUUUCAGCUGCAGCCGCCACUAUCACUCCCUCCUCCGCCUAUGUCAGCGCAGCGGCGGCGACUCAUCAGCUCGCCGCCACUCAGUCAGUCCCUGGCCUGCCCUCCGCCUCUGCCUCCCUUUCAGCCGCAGCCGCCACUAUCUCUCCCUCCUCCGCCUAUGUCAUCGCGGCGACUCAUCAGCUCGCCGCCUCUCACACAAUCCCUGGCCUGCCCUCCGCCUCUGCCUCCCCUUCAGCUGCACCCGCCACUAUCUCUCCCUCCUCCGCCUUUGUCACCGCAGCGGCGACUUAUCAGCUCGCCGCAUCUCACGGCGACUCAUCAGCUCGCUGCCACUCAGUCAGUCCUGGCCUGCCCUCAGCCUCUGCCUCCCUUUCAGCUGCAGCCGCCACUAUCACUCCCUCCUCCGCCUAUGUCAACGCAGCGGCGGCGACUCAUCAGCUCGCCGCCACUCAGUCAGUCCCUGGCCUGCCCUCCGCCUCUGCCUCCCUUUCAGCCGCAGCCGCCACUAUCUCUCCUCCUCCUCCGCCUAUGUCAACGCAGCGGCGGGGACUCAUCAGCUUGCUACCCGGAUCUCUCCCUCCGCUGCCUAUGUGCACGUCUCGGUUCCUGGCCAGUCCAGGCCCGCCGUUGCACCUGGAUCGACCUCCCUGCCACCUGCUCCCAGUGCACUCUCACCCUCGCCCUCCUAUAUCAAUCCUGGGUUGCAACCCAACCAGCUCAG
Molecule: messenger RNA, 1102 nt
Organism: Closterium sp. NIES-65
Lineage: Eukaryota; Viridiplantae; Streptophyta; Zygnematophyceae; Desmidiales; Closteriaceae
Source: the annotation of a GenBank genome assembly